Molecule: messenger RNA, 2580 nt
Organism: Naegleria gruberi
Lineage: Eukaryota; Heterolobosea; Eutetramitea; Acrasida; Naegleriidae
Exons: 1
Coding region: 1-2580 (859 amino acids)
Biological process (GO): protein dephosphorylation; negative regulation of MAPK cascade
Cellular component (GO): cytoplasm
Molecular function (GO): protein tyrosine/threonine phosphatase activity; MAP kinase tyrosine/serine/threonine phosphatase activity
Source: RefSeq, a predicted model, not a curated record
AUGAACAACAAUUCCAUCAUUCAAAGUGAUGAUGUGGUGAUGGAAAAACAACUCGAUAAUAACAACAAAAAUCUUCGGAAUGAACAACAACAACAAGUAAUAAUUUCUCCUUCCGAUAAAGAUGAUUGUGUUGUUGCUUCUUCUUCUUCUGUAUCAUCUGAUAAUAAUACAACAACAAUAGUUAUUGGAAAAUUGGAGGGAACACCUUGUGUGAAUAAUAGUAAUAAUAAUAGUGGAAAUAUUGUGGUUGAUCCGAAUAGAUUGUCACCUCAUACAUCAUCACAUCUCUCGAUAGAAUCGAGUCUUGAACAAAAUAUGGAUGAUUAUAUUGCGGAUGAUGAUGGAAAUGCAUCGAAUAAUAACAAAACGAAAAAACAUCAUCCAGUCGAAUUUUUGACAAAACGAAUGAAGAGUUUUUCAAAUUCUGAUGUUUUGAGCUUUUUCAAAAAACCAUCACCGAGAAGUGCUUCACCAAAUAAUGUGCAUGAAACUAAUAGUUCGGAACUCUUAUCUUCUCCCAGUGAAACAGAAAAGAUUUCAACAACUCAACUAUCAAAACAGGAAAAUACAAUGUCAAUUUCCUCUUCUUCUGUAUCCUAUCCUACUACCACCAAAUUGAUUCCACCAAAAGUGAAAAGAGAAAAAUCAACAGGAAAUAUCUACACUUCUUCAUCUGAUGAUGAAAUAACAUCAACAAUUCAACACCAGCUUCAGGAAAAGAAGAGAAAGAGUAGACAAAUUCCACCACUACCUCUCAACGAGACUAAGAUAAAGAGAAUUGCAUUGAAAACCAUUUACAACAUGAUGGUUCUUCAACCGAGUAUUACAGAUAGGGUUCUUCCUCUAAUUUUGAUAGAUGUCAGAUCUUCUGAGAAGGACUACAUUUCAAAAGUUAGCCCAACCAUUGGUCCCCAACACAAUAGUCACAAUAGUUUUUCUGUAUCAGAAAUGAGUAGCAUCCUUUCUUCCCAAAUUGAAAGUGAACUUAUAUUCGAUCAAAUGAGGCCUCGAUCAAGAAGUUCAGCUACUCCACCCACUCAACCAAUAAUUUCACCAGGUACUCCCCUCGGUACAAAGGUGCCACUCCUCAAUAUUAGCUCUAUCUCUCCAGACCAAAAAUUUAAAGGUAUUAUGGGUAGCCCUAAAUCAGGUUACAACACUCCAGUGGCCAGUCCACUAAUGAGUCCAAGAACUUCUUCACUCGGAAUUUCUCAACAUGUCCAAUGGUCAAUUCAUUUCUAUUUACCAGAUCAUAUCAUUGAUCAUAUACCAAUUGAUGAUUUGAACAAGGAAAAUGUAGCUAGUAUAAUUCACAUGAUUGAAACAUCUAACACAUGCAUUGAGAAGGAUUUGUACAAAGCCAGAUUUGCUUGGAGGAAAAUGUCAAAUGUUGUUGUAAUGGCUGGUAGCUCGAGAGAUGAACACAGAGCCAAAUGGCUCCUUAGAGUUUUACAAUUGGAGGGGAAGUCCUAUAAUCUAUACUCACUCCCACAUGGUCUUAAUUUCACUCAUUUCGAAGCUAAAUAUCCCUUCUCCAUUACUUCUUUCGAUUUUGUUGAAUUUCAAUUACCAACCCAUAUUUUCAAGAAUAUUUAUUUGGCAAGUUAUAGAGUUUUAACACAGGAACGAGGAAUAGAAGUGCUCAUAGCAAAGAGGUUGAACAUUAAGAGGGUUUUGAAUUGUGCAAAGGAAUGUAAAUGUGUAAUACCCAACAAAUUUCUCUCAGAGGACUCUCCAACAAAGCCAGUCCAAAAUAGCUCUCAAACUCUCUCAAGAUCAGAGAGCUUUUCCAAGACUGGAAUUUCCACCUCUCAAACCCCAAAGAUUUCCUAUCUCCAUCUUCUUCUUGAUGAUUUUGAUCCAAAGCACUGUUACUUUACCGCAGAACAAAUGAAGGAAAGUGUCCUCUUCAUUAAUCAAUCAUUGAAAAACAAUGAAAACAUCUUGAUUCACUGCCAAGAAGGUAGAUCUAGAUCAGUAACUAUCAUUUGCCUCUACAUGAUGAUUAAUAUUGGAUGGAAAUUGUCAUACUCAUUGGAAUUUAUGAGAUCUCAAAAGCCCACCAUUUCUGUCCAUCCAACCUUCCUUCUUGAACUUCAAGCCAUUGAGGAUUACAUUAGUGACAAGAUUGAAAAAAUCAAAGGAAACAGCACUAUUUCCAGUGAUUCUCUCGACAACAUGGAAGGAAUGAUAAAAGUUGAUAGUAUUCUCACCAUAACAGACGAUCCUGAACCUCCUGAAAGAUACCUCCUCAAAUUCACACCACUGUACGAAUAUUCCUCCACCGAUGAUCUUUCCUCGGUCAGCACCAAUGCAUCCCCAAGAGUUUCACCUCGUCUCAUCAGCAAUAGAAAAUUAAAGAAAAGCUCGGUAGACAAAUUGAAUGUCUCUUUAAUUUUCAAUAGGGCCAAAAGUGCCACACUAUCCUUACCUGAUUCUCCACUCCUUCUAGACCCCUCUACCUUAUAUCUUGAUGAUUCAGUAUUGAGCACAUUCUUGGAUGAAAUUGGACACAAUGUCAUUCGCCCAUUCAUUGAAAAUUUAUAUUCAUCCAAUGACCAAUUACAGCAAUUACGAUAA